This is a messenger RNA of Ricinus communis (castor bean), 1887 nucleotides long. Its product is annotated as kiwellin-1. The transcript has a single exon. Lineage: Eukaryota; Viridiplantae; Streptophyta; Magnoliopsida; Malpighiales; Euphorbiaceae. Bases 1101 to 1664 code for a protein of 187 amino acids. The record is from RefSeq and is a predicted model, not a curated record.
UCCACACAUCAAUGCCUAUUUUAAGAAGCAAAUUCUAUUUGUUCUGAUUGAUUAAUAAGAAGUAUUCCUUUGCAUUUUCUUGGAGUUCCACACAUCAAUGCCUAUUUUAAGAAUGGCCUGAGCUGACUUCUCUUAAUUUCAGAGUUGGUUAUCUGGAAGAAACCUGAGUAACCCAGCUUUGCGCAAAAUCUUCACCGUCAGGCUUGGAUAACAUGCAGUCUAGCAAAUAGCAACUCUAGCAAAUAACAAUAGAAAUACCAGUUGUAUCUCAUUCUGAUCUUAACAAGAAUAUGGACUCUGACUGUUUCCUUCACCAGCGUGCUCAUAAUUAUUCAAGAAUUAUGUGCAUAUACUCUACUAAUUAACAUUAAAAAAUUAAUAUAUUAAUAUAGUUCUCAAUCAUAAAAUUAAAUUAUUAUGAAGUGAAAUAAUAAUAAUAAUAAUAAUAAUAAAUUAACGUUAUAUUUAUAAUGUUAUUAAUAUAAGAUUCAACGAGAGUAAAAUUAUAUACCAAAAUCAGGCAAAAUAGAUCUGCUAGACUUCAAAAACACUCACACUAGAUAUCAAAAGAUGAAAGCUAAGACCCUUUAUCCGGGAAGAAGAGAAGAAAAACAAUGAAUGUAGGCUUGGCCUGUUCAGAACCUGGCUUGAGGUUUAGCCACAUGUACAAAAAUUUCCUAAUUUUAAAUUUCUAUGCUAGGAAGAGUAGAAUUAUUAUUUUUCCUAGCCUGUCUUUCAUUUGUGCCGUUCAGUUAAUUAGAUCCUAUUGUAGUUUAGUAUUAAAAUAAUAUCAGGUACGACCAAAAGAAAAGCUGUGCAGAGAAUACAAAACAAUGGCUGCAACUGACAACCAAUAUGUUUUAACUCUGUUUUAUUUCCAUUCUCCAUCAACAAUUUAUACAAGUUUCUGUUGCUAAUCGUUGCAUGUCAUUCUUAAGAGGAAUUGCUACGUUUGUUUAAUUGAAACGAACAUAAAAUUGUCAUCAUUUCACAUUAAAUAACUGUGGAACUCGCCUCUAUAUAAACGCAUAGCCCAAUUGAUCUUCUUCAUACCAAAACCAUCACGAAACAGUACAAGAGAAGAAAGAAGAAAAACAAAAAUGAAGAAGCAAAUUUGCUCCAACAUUUUUUUCCUUUGUUUUGUCUUUCUUGUUAUAACUAGCGUCGAGUCUCAAACCUGCAGGCCAAGCGGCAAGAUAAGAGGUACAAAGCCUCCACCAGGACAAUGCAAUCAAGAAAAUGAUUCCGACUGCUGUGUACAGGGAAAGAUGUACACUACUUACAAGUGUUCACCGCCGGUGACUGGUCACACAAAAGCAACACUAACUGUGAAUAGCUUUGCACCUGGUGGUGAUGGCGGUGCUCCUUCUGAAUGUGAUAAUCAGUAUCAUUCGGAUAAUGAGCUAGUGGUAGCACUUUCUACAGGAUGGUUCGACGACAAGAGUAGGUGCUUGAACCAUAUUAUGAUCCAUGGGAAUGGAAAGAGUGUCAAGGCCAAGGUAGUUGAUGAAUGUGAUUCUACCAUGGGAUGUGAUUCUGAUCAUGAUUAUCAGCCUCCUUGUCCUAACAAUAUUGUGGAUGCCUCUAAAGCAGUUUGGAAGGCAUUAGGUGUAUCCGACCCUGACAAUGUGGGAGAAAUGGAUAUAUACUGGUCUGAUGCCUGAGCUUCUUGUAUGGAUGUGUAAUUUUCUCAUGUACUUCACUGCCCAUCUGGUUGAUGUAUACUUUAUGUACUGUUAUUACCAUGUAAAAUAAUAUUAUACUUGUGUUCAGAAACUAUUUACAGAUUGAUACUCCCACUGGCCCUUCUUUUCCCCUCAAUCAAAUGAACUGCAGAUUAAGAGGCAACCUUUAUUUUCAAUUGUGAAAAUGAUAAAAAGUUGUAAU